AAAGCAUGAGACUUGAUACAGCAUUUUGGAGUUGUGGAGACGACGACGAUAUAAAGUUAGGGUUUUUCUCACAUGGGUUGCGGAGGAUCCAAAGUAGAUGAUCAACCACUUGUGAUUCUCUGUAGAGAGAGGAAAGAACUUAUCAAAGCUGCGUCUCAUCAUCGUUGUGCUUUAGCCGCUGCUCAUCUCUCUUACUUUCAAUCUCUCUGUGACGUUGGUGAAUCUAUUAAACGUUUCGUCGACGAAGAACUUGUCGUCGUUGGUACUUCUUCUUCUUCACCUGAUUCUCCUGUUCUUACGCUUCCGUCUGACGAAGGGAAGUCUCAUAAACACAAGAUCUCGUCUUCUUCUACUUCGGUUUCGCAUUCGGUUAUUGAAGACGACGGAGAAGGAGAAGGAGAAGAUCAGCAUUUGCAUUUAUCAUCUGGAUCCGAGUUAGAUUCUGGAUCGGAAUCUGGAUCUGAUGAUUCAUUAGGUCACAUUCACAUUGAAACUAGCCCUAAAGUGAAGGAGAAAGAAACACGCUUACCGGAAAAUUACCAGCCCGGUUAUCAACCCGGUUAUGAGCCUGGUUUUACGCCGGGAUAUCAAUAUCAACCGGGUUACUCGGCUGGGUAUCAGUAUCCGGUUGAAGGAUGGGGCUUUAUGGGAGAGAAUCCGGAUUUAAACCCGUACCCGAACCCGAAUCCGGGAAUGUAUUUUAUGAAGAAGUCUGCGCCACCGUCCCGGCCGGUAGUGUUUCAGCCAGAGAAUCAUAGAGUGGAGAAUGGGCAAUGGUUACCGGAGAAUGGAUUUGGGUACUCUAAUUAUUUUCCCGGAAAUGCUAACACUGGGUAUUUUGGUUACCCGGAGCAGCAACGUAGAGAGCCACCGUCUCCGGUGAGGCCGACUCCAGCGCCUCCGUCUCCGCCUAGGAUUUCAAGUUGGGAUUUUUUGAAUGUGUUUGAUACUUAUGAUUAUAUUAGAGCUGGUGGUGGUGAAAGUUCCGGUGCCGGAGUUGGGUUUUCUCCGGCCAUGGGUGGAGGUAAGUCAAAUUCAAGCAGUCCUGAUUCGAGGGAAGUGAGAGAGAGGGAAGGGAUUCCUGAGUUGGAAGAAGAAACAGAGCAAGAAGUUAUCAUUGGGCAAACAUUUAAACAUAUGAAGAGAAAAGGCAUUGAGAAGGUGAAAGAACAACACAGACAGGAGAAUGAGAUUCACGAGAGAAAGAUCAAGAAACGAGGAGAUUCAGGUGAAGGAACAUCAAGGGCAGUGCCUAUGGUAGAAAGGGCUACGGAGAGUUCUUUUGGUUCAAAGACUGUGUCUUCGUUUUCGAGUAGUGAAGAAGAAUCUGAGUUUCAUCAUGUUAAUGACGGAGAAGGAAAGAGUAGCAGUAAUGGUUUAAGUGGGCAUGAGACAGUUGCUACUAAGAGUGUUGGAGAAGUAGAAGAAGAAUAUGUGAGGAAGAAAGGGGUGAGCUUUGAGUUGGAUGAAAAUGCAACUACUUCUUUUGAUGUUGAGUCUUCCAAGAUAAGUAGUCUGUCUGCAUUGUCGGUUCAUGCCACUAGAGAUCUCAGAGAAGUUGUGAAAGAGAUCAAGAGUGAGUUUGAGGUUGCUUCUUCACAUGGGAAGGAAGUGGCUGUGUUGCUUGAGGUUAGCAAGUUGCCUUAUCAGCAGAAAAGUUCGGGGCUCAAAGUUAUCUUCUCGCGGAUCAUGUAUCUGGUGGCGCCAUCCACAGUGUCAUCGCGCUCUCAGCCUCAACCGUCAAUACGGUUAACAUCUAGGAUAUUGAAAAUUGCAAAAUCAUACAAUGGUCAGGAUAUCAGAGAAGGCUUAUCUGGAAACCUCUCUUCAACCUUGGAGCAACUCUAUGCCUGGGAAAAGAAACUGUAUAAAGAAGUCAAGGAUGAAGAGAAGCUUCGUGUUGUCUAUGAAGAAAAGUGCAGAACACUGAAAAAACUGGAUAGUCUUGGUGCGGAAUCUAGCAAGAUUGAUACUACUCGAGCAGCCAUUAGAAAGCUGCUAACCAAACUCGACGUCUGUAUAAGAUCUGUUGAUUCCAUCUCGAGCAGGAUACAUAAACUGAGAGAUGAAGAAUUGCAGCCGCAACUCACUCAAUUGAUUCACGGGUUGAUAAGAAUGUGGAGAUCAAUGCUCAAGUGCCACCAGAAGCAGUUCCAGGCAAUUAUGGAGAGCAAGGUUCGAUCUCUCAGGGCAAACACCGGCUUACAAAGAGACUCUGGUCUGAAAGCUAUUCUUGAUCUGGAGAUGGAGCUACGAGAAUGGUGCAUUAGCUUCAACCAUUGGGUCAAUACUCAGAAAUUAUAUGUGGAGUCUCUAAAUGGAUGGCUCUCAAGAUGUCUUCACUAUGAACCUGAAUCAACAGAGGACGGAAUUGCCCCUUUCUCUCCUAGCAGUGUUGGAGCUCCACAGGUCUUCGUUAUAUGCAAAGAUUGGCAAGAAGCAAUGGCAAGAAUCUCUGGAGAGAACGUUUCAAACGCUAUGCAAGGCUUUGCCUCGAGUCUACAUGAAUUAUGGGAGAGACAAGAUGAGGAGCAAAGACAGAGAGUGAAAGCAGAGUAUGUCUCACACGAUUUCGAGAAACGGUUGAAUGAUCUUAGGAUGGAGAGGGCGAGAGUGAGAAUGAGAAACGAUCAGCUACAAGACGGUGCAUCAGAGAAAAGCGUGGUCUUGUCUGAGAGCGGGAUAUCGGCGUUGGAUGAUUUGAAAGUGGAUUUGGACUCAAUGAGGAAGAAGCUAGAAGAAGAAAGAGCAAGACACAAGGAAACAAUUAAACUUGUGAACAAUGCAGCUUCAAGCAGCUUACAAGCUGGUUUAGUACCAAUCUUUGAGGCCUUGGGGAAUUUCACUUCACAAGUUGUAAAAGCUCAUGAAGAUCUUAGAGCUAACCCCGGAGAGCUUACAGAAUUCAAGCUAAACAUUGUUAGAGAGAAAGAGAGAGCGAUAAUGGCGAUGAGGGGAUUCACGUUGUUUUCGAUCCUUGUGUUGUCGUUGUUCGCUUCUUCUAUCAGAAGCGAAGAGACGGAGACGAAGGAGUUCGUGUUGACCUUGGAUCACACUAACUUCACCGAUACCAUCAACAAACACGAUUUCAUCGUCGUCGAGUUCUACGCCCCAUGGUGUGGACACUGCAAGCAGCUUGCUCCUGAGUACGAGAAGGCUGCGUCAGAGUUGAGCAGUAACGUCCCUCCGGUUGUUCUUGCUAAGAUUGAUGCAAGUGAGGAAACAAACAGAGAAUUUGCAACCCAAUACGAGGUUCAGGGUUUCCCAACAAUCAAGAUUUUCAGAAACGGAGGUAAAGCUGUUCAAGAAUACAAUGGACCUCGUGAAGCUGACGGCAUUGUUACUUACUUGAAGAAACAAAGUGGACCUGCAUCAGCUGAAAUUAAGUCAGCUGAUGAUGCUGCUGAGGUUGUUGGUGACAAGAAGGUUGUUGUGGUUGGGAUUUUCCCUAAACUAUCUGGCUCUGAGUUUGAUUCUUUCAUGGCCAUUGCUGAGAAAUUGCGCUCUGAGUUAGAUUUCGCACACACCUCGGAUGCUAAACUUCUUCCCCGUGGAGAGUCAUCUGUAACAGGACCUGUAGUCAGGCUGUUCAAACCCUUUGAUGAACAAUUUGUUGAUUCCAAGGAUUUCGAUGGUGAAGCUCUGGAGAAAUUUGUCAAAGAAUCCAGCAUUCCUCUUAUCACAGUCUUUGACAAAGAUCCAAACAACCACCCAUAUGUUAUCAAGUUCUUUGAAAGCACUAAUACCAAGGCGAUGUUGUUCAUGAACUUCACUGGAGAAGGAGCCGAGUCUCUUAAAUCAAAGUACCGUGAAGUUGCUACAUCCAACAAGGGACAGGGUCUUAGCUUCCUUCUAGGUGAUGCUGAGAACAGCCAAGGUGCAUUCCAGUACUUUGGACUUGAAGAGAGCCAAGUUCCACUCAUCAUCAUCCAGACUGCUGACGACAAGAAAUACCUGAAAACAAAUGUGGAGGUUGACCAGAUUGAAUCAUGGGUUAAGGACUUCAAGGAUGGAAAAAUUGCUGCCCACAAAAAAUCUCAACCUAUCCCAGCCGAAAACAACGAGCCAGUGAAGGUUGUUGUUUCUGACAGCCUUGACGACAUUGUCUUAAACUCUGGAAAGAACGUCUUGCUUGAAUUCUAUGCUCCAUGGUGUGGACACUGCCAAAAGCUUGCUCCAAUAUUGGACGAAGUCGCUGUGUCGUACCAAAGCGACCCAAGUGUAGUCAUAGCUAAGCUAGAUGCAACCGCAAACGACUUCCCACGUGAAACCUUUGAUGUGAAGGGCUUCCCGACCAUUUACUUCAAAUCAGCGAGCGGAAACAUUGUGGUUUACGAAGGAGACAGGACAAAGGAAGAUUUCAUAAGCUUCAUCGACAAGAACAAGGACACAGUUGGAGAGGCUAAGAAGGAGGAAGAGACAACUGAGGAAGGAGCUCGCACGGGCGGCUACGAAAUCGCUGGAUUUUCAAAUCGUCUAUCAGUUUCCAUGACUUCAGAUGCUCUCUCUAUACCGUCUGAGCUUGAAUCUGCAUUGCGGCUCAGGACUGUACAAUACUUUAUUACAAAAAGGCCUUGGCUUGAUCUUUAUGGAGUCCAUGUGAGGCCUGUGCCACCAUUCGGAAGUACAAGCCGUAAACCUCAUUAUGAUCCAGCUUUGAUUCAUCGUUGCUUGCCUGAUGAGCUUCUUUUCGAGGUGUUUGCUCGGAUGAUGCCUUAUGACUUAGGAAGAGCAGCUUGUGUAUGCAGAAAGUGGAGGUACACGGUUCGGAACCCUGUGUUCUGGCGUAAUGCCUGCUUGAAAGCUUGGCAGACCGCUGGGGUUAUCGAAAACUAUAAGAUCUUGCAGUCUAAAUAUGAUGGAUCAUGGAGGAAAAUGUGGCUUCUUAGAUCCAGAGUUCGUACUGAUGGUCUAUAUGUGAGUAGGAAUACUUACAUUCGAGCUGGAAUUACUGAGUGGAAGAUUACAAAUCCAGUUCACAUUGUUUGUUACUUCCGCUACAUAAGGUUCUACCCUUCUGGCAGAUUUCUUUACAAGAACUCUUCGCAGAAAUUGAAGGAUGUUGCCAAGUACAUGAACUUUAAGGCUUCUAAAUCUGACAGUCUUUACAGAGGCACGUAUACAUUGUCAAUGUCAGAUGAUAAGAUUGAAGCAGCUGUUCUAUACCCAGGGACGCGCCCUACUGUCCUAAGGAUUCGUUUAAGGUUAAGAGGAACAGCGAUUGGAGCGAAUAACCGGAUGGAUUUGCUGUCACUUGUGACAAGUGGUGUGAACGAUGAGGAAAUAAGCAGCACAGAAGAAGACAUUCUUGGGGUAGUUGAAGGUUGGGAAGACGAUGAAACUCACAACCCGGAUAUACCUGCCGUCUCACACAAGAGGGGUAUGACUCCAUUCGUCUUCGUUCCUUUCGAAGAGGUUGAACAAUCGGUUCUGAACUUACCACCGGAGAAAAUGGAUUACUAUGUCACUGGCUAAAAGAGACACAGCGUCGUAUCUGUACAAAAAUGUAUCAUAGAAUAAUGUUUUCACGUUUUAUUUAUGAUGAAGACAAACAUUAGUGUUUGUUUGUUGCUGUCGAAUUGUGAAAAAACAUUACAUUUUGGG
Messenger RNA from Arabidopsis arenosa, 5604 nucleotides. The record is from the annotation of a GenBank genome assembly. Lineage: Eukaryota; Viridiplantae; Streptophyta; Magnoliopsida; Brassicales; Brassicaceae.